AUGGAGAUGUAUGAAGUUAUAAAAAAUAAUCUUGAUAAUGUAAAAGAUUCAGAGAAGAGCGAAGAAUCGAUAGAUGAACAAAAAAGCAGAUUGAAAAAGCAGAUAGACCAACUGAAGUCUAUAAUUUUGGAAAUUGAGUGGAAUUUAAACAUUUUAAAAUUUGGCAAGAUUGAAUGCACUUUUCAUCCUGACACUACUGAUGGUCUAACUAUUGAUAACAUUCCAGAUGUCGAUAUACAACUAGGCUCUCAAUUAUAUAGAUAUGCUGGCCUCUAUUGUGUCAAAUUUUCAAAAGAAAAAUAUGUAUUUCAUUUCUCAUGUUCAAAUAAAUAUGCGAAGGAAGAUAUAUUUGCUGUAGAAAUUUUGAAUAAUCAAGAUCAGGGAACUUUAGGGAAAUGGUUAAUGCCUAUGGCUAUUGAUUUAGAGUACUUAGUGUCUGAGGUCCCUAUUGAUAACUUAAAAAAUGUACCUCAUUUUUUGAGGACUUGUAAACAUUAUAUAGAUUGUUAUUAUAUUCGACAUGAACAAUAUACUACACUGAUGGAUAAUAUUUCUGACAUAACAAAUUGCAUUGUACAAACAAAUUUAGGACAUACUCAAAUUAAUUUAGAAUUGAUGCGGGUACAUGAUGAAAACACUGAUUGUUAUAUGAACACAAUUAUAUAUCUCCUGUAUAAUACUAAUGAAGCUAGACCACACCAAAUUACAGUAGAUUUAGUAAAUGAUGAUGAUGAACCAAACAACAGUAUUAAAACACAACUACAAAAAUCUUUAGUAUGCUUUAAAAUGUUUGAUUUACAUAUAGCAUUUGAGAAAAUGUUGAAAAAGAAACCAUAUACUUGGUCAAGAGAAAGUGGUGAAGAUAAUCCAUUAGGAAUUGGUACUCCAAGUGGUUCAGAUGAAGAGGGAUUUUUGGAAAAGUUUUCAUUUCAAAUCGAGAAAUCUUUCAGUCCCGGAGCAACGAAACGAAGAAAGAGAAAGAGGCACAAAGAAACAACAAGAGUAGGAAAGCAUUCUAAUCUUUCAAGUCAGUCUAACAGUAAUGAAAAAUCUAUAACUUUUCAAAAUAAAAACGAAAAGUUUAAGAACCUUUAUGAGCAGUCUACAAGUCAACAGAAUGUUGAUGUUAAGAGAAGUGAAUUAAAACAAACAAAACUGAGAUUUGAGUUAACUGAUUCAAAAGUACAGAGUAGCAGCAAUACUGUGGUAACACCAUUGAAAAAUAAAGAAAUAAUUGAACAGCUACAUAAACCAUGUACAAGUACCCCAUUACAUCAUGAUGAACCAUGUUCUUCUAAUCUUAGGCCCAGCAAUAUUGAUAUUAGUGAUAUUACUGUUAGUGGAAGUAAUUUAGAUAACACAAAAAUUAAGAAACACAUUGAUGCUGCAACAAAAAAUAGUCUGGAAGUGGAAAACCAAUACAGGAAUGGUACACCUGUGAAAAAGAUAAUCAAGUGCUUAAACGGAUCAGCUAGUGCAAAUAACAACGUAGAAUAG
This is a messenger RNA of Habropoda laboriosa, 1497 nucleotides long. RefSeq lists its product as uncharacterized. Lineage: Eukaryota; Metazoa; Arthropoda; Insecta; Hymenoptera; Apidae. The transcript is spliced from 5 exons. Bases 1 to 1497 code for a protein of 498 amino acids. The record is from RefSeq and is a predicted model, not a curated record.